AUGCGCUCCUUUGUCAACUUCUUGGUCGCGAUCAGCGCUACAUACGGGUUUGCAUGCGAUACUGCGCAUCAAUAUAUUCGUCGGGAUGCGGUCUCGAAUGCUCCAGCGCCCUCUCCCGCAAUUGGUGGCUUCUCUGAGAUCUUCACAGAGACCAUAGCCGCAUUACCAGCACCACCAACUCCUAUCGCCGGAUUCUUCAAUACUACUUUGUUUCCCAAGCAGCAGCAACAGAAUGUAACCCAUUUUCUUCGACAAGCUUCUGAGCUAAGCACUGACUGGAGGAUCCACCAAUUCUUCCAAGAUCAAUGUAUUACGCAACAGGUGUUUCCAAAACUAUUCACGCAGCCUGCUGGCUUCGUCACACCCUUUUCGCCAUUCGAUAACUUUUACUUUGUUGGACAAGCCUUUGUGUCGUCUUGGGCAUACGAUACAGGCGAUGGACUGGUCGUGAUCGAUUCACUCGACUCCUCCGAUGAGAUAAAGGCAAUCAUGCUUCCGGCCCUCGAGAAAUUCGGCUUCAGUGGGAACGACAUUAAACAUGUCAUUGUUACACACGAGCAUCUGGAUCACUACGGUGGGGCCAAAUAUCUCAAAGAGACAUACAACUCAACAAUCUACGCCUCUGAGGUCGCUUGGCAAGAAAUGGCAACGUAUACGUACCCUCCUAAUUCAACAUCUAUCCCUCCAAGCAAGGAUAAGACGCUGGUGGACGGUCAGAUCCUUCAGGUCGGAAAUGUAUCUUUCGAGAUUGUCCUUACACCUGGUCACACCCCUGGUACUCUGUCGCUCAUCUUUCCCUUGACUGAUAAGAAUGGCACCAAGCACCAUAGGGCAGGCCUGAACGGAGGUACAGGUAUCCCGCAGUCUGCUACCGACCGCACGGCCAAAGUACUGUCGCACUAUCGUCUUGCAGCAAUUGCAUACGAGCGAGGGGUCGACACGCUCAUCUCGAAUCACCAGGUUGCUGACCACGCGCUGUUCAAUUCAGACUUGCUCGCACACGCAAGCUCGGACAUUCAUAAUCCGUUCGUGAUCGGCAGAGGCAAUUAUUACAAUUACUUGCGCAUCUUAGGGUUAUGCACAAAGGUAUACGCGGCGAGACAGGGCAUGGAUCUUUGGGCUUAA
Messenger RNA from Penicillium waksmanii, 1125 nucleotides. Its product is annotated as MBL fold metallo-hydrolase. Bases 1 to 1125 code for a protein of 374 amino acids. The transcript has a single exon. NCBI's taxonomy places the organism in Eukaryota, Fungi, Ascomycota, Eurotiomycetes, Eurotiales, Aspergillaceae. The record is from RefSeq and is a predicted model, not a curated record.